UGGUGUAAGUUUAUUUUUGUAAUGGCAAAUAAUAUACUAAUAAAACCUAAAAAUCUCUAACAAAAUCUCUUUCCCUCUUGGCACAGUGUUUUCUAAAACACAAAUUUAUAAGUGUAAAAUAAAGCAAAUUAUUAAAAAAAAAAAAAUUAAUAGAUAAUAAAUCUUAUUUACAGAGAACAAAAUACUGGCAAGAACUUUAAUAUUUUUUUAUUCUGCUAAAAAAAUUUUUUAAGAUUAUAUUUACAUGGGAGAUCCUAAGACUUAUUUACUAGACAGAACACAAAUAUUUACAAUAUUUUUUUGAGCUUUGCUAAUUGUUAAAAAAAAUUUGUAUUUACAUUGGCACAUUUAGGAUUGUUCUUAUUGCACGAUGUUGUAGAAACCAUAUGUUUGUUAUUUACCAUAGUUACCGUAUCAGAGGUUUUCUUUGUCAAUAGUGUUAAAAUGAUUCUCGACGACGAUUUUGUACUGAAGAGUGUAAAUUUGGAGGUGAACACGGACGAUUUUAUCGAAAAGUGUCAGUCGAUAAGGAGCAAGUCACAUAUAAAAUUGAACAAGAAAAACAUCAAGGCCAUAGGCGAAGCGAUACUCUGCAGAAACGCAAACGUACUGUUUUUGCAAGACAAUAAGUUGAGCGACAUAUCGAAUCUGAAGCAGUUCUCCCGUCUGACGCAUCUCUACCUUCAGAACAAUGACAUCGUUUUUAUGGACGGCUUUCAGAACCUGGUCUGCCUCGAGAAGCUCUACCUCGGCAGCAACUCGAUAUCGGUCGUUGAGAAUCUCGAAAAUUGUCGAGAGCUCGAGGAAUUGCACAUAGGCACCCAGAGGUUGGAACCGACCGAGAAGAUGAUUUUCGACCCUCGUUCGAUCGAAGCUCUGGCUGAAUGUCUCCUGGUGCUUAACUGCCCCGGGAAUUCCAUAUCCAGCAUGAAAGAACUCGAAAAGCUGACUUCCCUGGAGGAGCUCGACAUCUCUUGUAACAAACUGAACGAGAUCGAUGAAGUUUGUUCUUCUCUUGAAAAAAUGACAUCGCUUCACACUAUAGCCUGUGAGUUUAAUCCUAUCUGUACGCUUAGAAACUACAAGGGCAAGAUGGUCAUGGCGAUGCCCUCCAUUAAAACUUUCAACAAUGUCGACGUAACGAGGGGCAUGUACGCUUUUUACAAAGCGUUGACGAGGGAUAAGGAAAAGAAGAAAGCCAAGGCGACCUCUUCGCAGGAGUACGUGACCAUGGACGACAUCCACGACAUCGUCAAAGAGUUGCCCACAGGGCUCAGGGAAGUGGUGAACAGGACGGAAGACUACACCGCACACAUCGACUUGAUCAACAGGAAUGAAUUCACAAACAAGUAAGCUCAUAUAGACAGAGGAGAGGACUUCAACUCGAGAAACUGAAACGGGACGUGAAGAUUGUGGUUGCAGUGCUCGACCACCAAGUGACCUCUCCGUGGCGAAGCGCCGACAACCGUCACCGUAUCUCCUUUCAAAAGUGACACAUCACCGCUUCCAUCUUCUGUAACAAUAAAUAUUUUAAAAGUA
Molecule: messenger RNA, 1539 nt
Organism: Cimex lectularius (bed bug)
Lineage: Eukaryota; Metazoa; Arthropoda; Insecta; Hemiptera; Cimicidae
Product: protein phosphatase 1 regulatory subunit 42-like
Exons: 1
Coding region: 445-1353 (302 amino acids)
Molecular function (GO): protein binding
Source: RefSeq, a predicted model, not a curated record